Andrographis paniculata is the source of this 1469-nucleotide messenger RNA. RefSeq lists its product as uncharacterized. Lineage: Eukaryota; Viridiplantae; Streptophyta; Magnoliopsida; Lamiales; Acanthaceae. The transcript is spliced from 2 exons. Bases 466 to 1281 code for a protein of 271 amino acids. The record is from RefSeq and is a predicted model, not a curated record.
AUUAUCUUCUAAUCCAAAAAAGAUAUCUCUUGAAUCUUCUGGUGUCGUCGUCUCGUGCCCUCCAAAUGAAAUGAGGAGAUUAAUAAGGUCAAAUCCCUGGACAAUCAAUCCGUGGGAAGGAUUUUCGAACAAUAUGAGUAGAGUAGAGUAGUGCCAAACAUCACUCGCUCGUCAGUAUUCGCAUAUUCCCUACCUAAUUCGUGGAUGCCUCUGCCUCUGAUCGAAAACAUUAUGAACUCAUCAGAAGUCAGAAGGCAAAAAACAGUCUCGAAUCGAAUCCCCCAAUCUGUGCUUUCCACAUAGCUAUCUAUCUACCUCUCUCUCUCUCUCUCUCAGAUUCAGUGCUCUCGUAAUAUGCCUCCCUGUUCUUGGUUGUUUCUCUUAUUGGAAUUGGUUUUGCUGCUAUCGGGCGGAAACUUCUUAUUACUUGCCUGCUGCUGCUGCUGCUGAGUUGCUGCUAUUUUCAUGGACUCUUUCCUCGUGAUAAGUUCCAGGUUCAGGGGGUUCAGUUUGAUUAGUUUUUCCAACACUAGCCUCUUCAACUUCAGAUGUUCAACAAGGCUCAGGAAAAAAUCUUCAGUCGCUGUCAAAUGCUCCAUUACGCCAAACCCUAAUUCAAAUUGGGGCAACUACCGCUUUCCGAUCAAACCCAUCUCAUCUCUAAUUCCAUUUCUGAAGAAAGUAAGAGACUUCGCUGUGAAAUCCUCGAAGCAAAAGUGGGUCUCCGUUUUCCAGGUGCAGGAAACUGAAUUCCUGCAGAAUGGUGCGUUUGGGACGGCGCUGAUGAGCGUGACGGCAACGGCCAAGGUUAAAAUAAGCCCCUUCGUGGCUACCUUAGCCGCUAAUCCGACAUUUGUAUCGGGUUUGUGCGCUUGGUUUGUGGCUCAAUCGAUGAAGGUUUUCUUGACCUUUUUCGUGGAGAAGAGAUGGGAUUGUCGGAUUAUGUUUGCUUCGGGUGGAAUGCCUUCUUCACAUUCUGCAUUGUGCACUGCAUUGACUACCUCUGUUGCUAUCUGCCAUGGCGUGGCUGAUUCUUUGUUCCCAGUUUGUUUGGGGUUUAGUUUGAUCGUCAUGUAUGAUGCUAUCGGCGUUCGCCGCCAUGCUGGAAUGCAGGCAGAGGUUCUAAAUGUGAUUGUGGAGGACUUGUUCCAAGGGCACCCGCUGAGCCAACGCAAGCUGAAGGAACUCCUCGGCCACACUCCAUCCCAAGUCUUUGCGGGCGCUCUGCUGGGCAUCCUCGUAGCGUGGGCAUGCUGCCAUGCCUGCCUAUAUCUGCUAUAAUUAUGACUACGAUAUAAAUCAGCGAAUAAUCUUCGUUAUUUGUUGAUGAAUAUAUAUAUAUAUAUAUAUAUGUAGACAGAGUUGUUGGGUUGGGAGUGAUUAUGUUUGUUGUGUAAGCAUCUCACAUCACAUUUUGUAUCACUAACUGCUUAUAGUCAAUCAAUGGAUAUCUAUCCAUCUUCCUCCUU